Molecule: messenger RNA, 2551 nt
Organism: Clupea harengus (Atlantic herring)
Lineage: Eukaryota; Metazoa; Chordata; Actinopteri; Clupeiformes; Clupeidae
Gene: tmem138
Product: transmembrane protein 138
Cellular component (GO): cilium
Source: RefSeq, a predicted model, not a curated record
GAUUUUUCUAAGGUUUACGGUGAAGGCGAUCUGGUGGAGUUGCUAUGGGAAACCUGGGAAGAGUCCUCCCUUUGUAGGAAGCAUGAUAGUUGUUGUCAACAGGCUGCACUGAGGGAUUGGCUUCAUAUAACUUGCACAAGGUCAUAAUGAGUGUCAUGAGAUCCCUCGCAAGAUGGCUAACAUUUAACACGACACCAGUGGGGAUCUGUGUGUAACUCAACCGUGUUACUCAAACACCCAGCGAUGGACAGGUUCUGGACGUAGGCUACUUCGAGAACUCGUCCGUCAGAAUGCCCAAGACCAAGGCUGUAUAUCGAAAUUUGAAGAGCGGCUCUAGUUCCAUAAUAUUGACUUGAACCAAUUAAGUCCAAGUUAGUCUAAGACCGCGUUGAACUUGGCAAAGUUGUCCAUCCGUCACCUGGAUUUGUUUUUCAGUGACACGGUCUGUGACGCUUCCUUUUUUAGUUUAAUGACUGUUUCCUGAACUUGUAUUUGAGGAAAUGUUUUACUAGUUUGGACAAUAAAAAAAAGCACAAGCUCUCCUGAUAUGGUGACGGCAUGUAGCCCUUAAGGGCAACAGCUCCCGUUCAACGCUGUGGACUGAUCUGGAGGAACAGCGCCCGGGGGGCUAAGCCUGGCUCUGUAGCCCCAGCAAGGGCAGCCUUCCCUGGGUCUCGUGGUCCAGCCCGGCCCCUGAGAUGCUCCAGACCAACAACUACUCGCUGGUGCUGCUGAUCCAGCUGGCCCUGCUGACCUACGACCUGUUUGUGAACUCCUUCAGUGAGCUGUUGAGGGCCGCGCCCGUCGUCCAGCUGGUGCUCUUCAUUAUCCAGGACAUAGCCAUCCUGUUUAAUGUGAUCAUCAUCCUGCUGAUGAUGUUCAACACGUACGUGUUCCAGGUGGGGCUGGUGUCUCUGCUGUUGGAGCGCUUCAGAGCCCUGCUCAUGCUGUCCGCCCUCUACCUCACGCUCAGCAUCUGCCUCCACUGCUGGGUGAUGAACCUCAGGUGGAUGGAGUCCAACCGCUUUGUUUGGACGGACGGCCUCCAAGUCCUCUUUGUCUUCCAGCGACUCGCUGCAGUGUUGUACUACUACUUCUACAAGCGCACCACUGAGUACCUCGGGGACCCCCGGCUUUACGAGGACUCCCCCUGGCUACGGGACGCCUUCGCACGCGCCCGCCAGUGAGCCCAGCAGAACACACAGAGGGCCUGGAGAGGAGAGGGACUCAGCUACUGCAGUGUUAUAGAGCCAAGAUGGAGGACCUGGAGAGGAGAGGGACUCAGAUGCUGCAGUGUUAUAGAGCCAAGAUGGAGGACCUAUAGAGGAGAGGGACUCAGAUGCUGCAGUGUUAUAGAGCCAAGAUGGAGGACCUAUAGAGGAGAGGGACUCAGAUGCUGCAGUGUUAUAGAGCCAAGAUGGAGGACCUAUAGAGGAGAGGGACUCAGAUGCUGCAGUGUUAUAGAGCCAAGAUGGAGGACCUAGAGAGGAGAGGGACUCGGAUGCUGCAGUGUUAUAGAGCCAAGAUGGAGCACUGAAGAGGUCGGGACUCAACACUGAACAUGAACUAGGAUGUUUACCCAAAGGACUGAUAUUCCAGCUGUCAUUUUUAUCCACAGUGUUUUUAAUUCAAAGCAAUACUGUCACUACUGUCACAGAAACAGAUAGCCUAAAGGCAAGUUCAGUGCUGCUUUGGUAAAAAACAAAUAUUAUACGAAUAAAUGAAGGAUAUGGUUUAUAUGAACACAGAUAGAUCUGCCUUUUAUAAUGUGUGUCUGUCUGGACUGAUGAUGAAUGCCAUAGUUGUUGUUGUGUAUGAAACCCAGUUAAGAAUAUAGUACUUUUUAAGAUGAGGUUUUGAAUGAAACUGCAAAGCAAGCCACAGAGCUGAGAGGCUGUAGCUGAUCCAGAAGGGUUGGUUUUCACAGGUCACAUGACCCAAUAGAUUAGUGUUCAUCAUUUCUGUGCCACUUUCUUUUUUACAUGCAUUUGUAACUUUAAUCUGUAGUCUAUCUGGUCCGUUAUCCUUUUUUUUAUUCCCAGUGGAAAACAAGUGCAGGUCCUACCUGACCGCGUGACCACUACCUCAGGUCCUGCUGGGGGCGUGACCGCUGCUGGGGGCGUGACCGCUGCUGGGGGCGUGACUGCUGCCUCCUCCGUCUCAGUCAUUAGUCUCCAAACACUCCACCCUUAGCCAAGAUGGACCCAAAGUGCCUCCGCCGACAGCCACACUACACUACCCUGCACACUACACUACACUACCUGGCCUACACUACACUACCCUGCAGAAUGGUGUCGCAUGCGCCGGUUUUGCACAGGAAAAAAAACAAAUUAAUAAACAAUAGCCUACUGACUGACCUCCAUUCAGGCUCUCGUCUCCUCUAGGAGAUAAGCGUAUCCGUAGAGAUAAACGUAUCCGUCCUCUUGAGUGGAAGAUAAGCGUGCAGACACUAGUUUUGAGGGGGCGGAGCUUAGCUUGUCAGUCUAGUGUUUUGUGCUGACGUCAUGUGCUUGCCUCGAACAUGUCCAAAUAAAUGUCUUGAUGUAUUUGA